Aureobasidium namibiae CBS 147.97 is the source of this 1428-nucleotide messenger RNA. RefSeq lists its product as uncharacterized. The record is from RefSeq and is a predicted model, not a curated record. Bases 1 to 1428 code for a protein of 475 amino acids. NCBI's taxonomy places the organism in Eukaryota, Fungi, Ascomycota, Dothideomycetes, Dothideales, Saccotheciaceae. The transcript has 3 exons.
AUGGCUCGUUUACUGCAACUGCGGGCGCCAGUGCUAAGCAAGAGCGUCCAAGCCGCCACCCUUCUCGCUCUGCUUGUCUCGACUGCUCAGGCGCAUGAGCACCAUGAAGACAAGAUUCCUGAAGGCGAGGCCAUCUCACCGGAUCCUCUGGACACAACGUUAUGGAUCCACAUCCUCGUCCAGAUAUUCGCAUGGGGCAUUCUGUUCCCUACUGGCAUGGUCCUCGGUAUCGUGCGCUCGCGAUGGCACGUCCCCGUCCAAGUCACUGCCACUGGUCUCGCUGUUCUAGGCUACUUCCUCGGUCACGCCCACAAAGGUCGCCAAUUCAGCAAGAACGUACACGCCCAAUAUGCUCCUUGGUUGAUGAUGAUGGUCUUUGCUCAAGCCGCCAUGGGCAUCUAUCUUAGGCUCCACAUCGAGCGUGGUUUCAUGGGCAAGAUCAGGAAAUGGAUUGUCUCUGGACACGGCAUACUGGGCAAGAUCAUCCCACUGGCUGCCUGGGUCCAGAUGCUGUUCGGUGGAAUCACUGCCUUGGGCUUCUGCCAGGGCGACCACACCGGCCAGUGUGCUGCCCACUUCAUCAUGGGGUCCGCCUUCAUCGCAUAUGGCAUCGUCUACACCAUCCUCCUUCUGGUUGGUCAGAUCUGGCUGCGUCGCACCGGCCGCUCUCAGGAAUUCUACGACAGCAUGGUUAUCGCUGCUUGGGGCUGCGUGAAUACCUUCACCGAGCACAGAUGGGGUACUCCCUGGGUACGCAACGACUUGCAGCAUACCAGUAUGGGGGUCAUCUGGUGGUGCGCUGGUCUCUUGGGCAUGUGGCUGAGCCGUGACCGCCGUGGCCGUUCCAAGCGCAACUUGAUUCCCGCCAUCGUUAUCGCCAUUACUGGCUGGGCCAUGAGUGGUCACCCUCAAGAGUUACAUCUGAGCACCAUGGUACACAGUGUCUUCGGCUACACUCUCAUGGCUGCUGGCAUCACUCGCAUCAUCGAAAUCAGUUUCGUCUUGAAAGAUGCCAACUCCAUCUCCGAUGAUGGAGAGGAAACCAACAGCUUCCAAUUCCUGCCUCCUUUCUUGCUUUAUGCCAGUGGCUUCCUCUUCAUGGGCGCCACCGAGGAGCAGAUGCUGCUCUUGUCUCAAGCCGGUGUCACCCAUGUCGCCUACAUCUUGAUCCUCUAUAGCUUCGCCUUCCUCAUGUUCCUCUUCGUGAACAUGCUUCUUCGUCUCUACACCUACUACGCAGACUCUCCAACCGAUGGCAAGACUGUUGAUCCGGAAAGCAGGCUCAAUGGACACGCUCUGCCAAACGGUCAUGCCCGCUCAAUCCCGGACGCGAGCGACCGCCAGAUCAGGGACGCCGAAGAGUUUGAGCUAGAGGGUCUCAUCAGUGAUGAAGAUGAGGACCUAACAAAGCACCAAAAUGGACGAUAG